AUGAAGCGCGCCGUAUUCCUCUGUACCGAGAACUCCAACCGCAGCCAGAUGGCCGAGGCCUUCGCCCGGCUACAUGGCAGCGGGGUUGUGGAAGCCUGGAGCGCUGGCUCGGCGGCCUCCGGAGUAGUCAAUCCAAAGGCGGUGGCAGCGAUGGCGGAGAAGGGCUAUGACCUGGCCCGGCAUCGUUCUCAAUCCACCGCUGAGCUACCAUCAGGUCCGUUCGAUUUCGUAGUAACCAUGGGCUGCGGCGACCAGUGCCCGUGGGUCGCCGGCGAUCACCGAGAGGAUUGGGGAUUGCCCGAUCCCAAAGCGAUGGCGCCCGCCGAGUUCAACCGGGUGCGUGACGAGAUCGAGCGCCGGGUGCUCGAUCUCGUCGGGCGUGCCACCGACCGUUCACAGACCGCUUCAGAGGACAGCUAA
Messenger RNA from Nerophis lumbriciformis (worm pipefish), 420 nucleotides. The record is from RefSeq and is a predicted model, not a curated record. Lineage: Eukaryota; Metazoa; Chordata; Actinopteri; Syngnathiformes; Syngnathidae.